AGGCUCUCCUCUGGAUAACUUGGCUUUCCUGAUUUUUAGUGGGGCAGGCAGGCAAGUGAGUUUGACAAAAAAGUAACCACCCACAAAUUCCUUUUUCUUCCAUGUUUGGUUAUGUCAUUCUUACUACAUUUUAGUGUUGUGUAUGGCUGUGUUGCAAAUAUCCCAAUUACUAAAAUAUUCCCAGCUGAACCCACACCGCUCAAAACUCAAGAACUGUCUGCUGCUUAUUGCCUACUAAUGGCUAUGGCUGGUUAUUCUCUGUUGCAUCCCUCUCCCCCAGCUCUUAUUAAUGUCAACUUUCAGAGAAGUGAAUUUGGUCAUUUCCACUCUUCAACCACCACUCAUCUUCUCAAUUCCAAGUCCACCACUCAUCUUAUCAGGUGCCAAUCAACUAGUACUGAUGAACCAAAAACAAGAAGAAAGUUACUGGACAAUGCAAGCAACCUCCUUACCAAUUUUUUGAGUGGGGGAAGCCUUGGAUCUAUGCCCAUAGCUGAAGGUGCAGUCUCGGAUUUGUUUGCUCGGCCUCUCUUCUUUGCAUUGUAUGAUUUGUUCUUAGAGCAUGGCUCCGUGUAUAAACUUGCGUUUGGACCAAAAGCUUUUGUUGUUGUAUCAGAUCCUAUUGUUGCAAGGCAUAUUCUUCGAGAGAAUGCAUUUAGUUAUGACAAGGGAGUUCUGGCUGAUAUUCUAGAACCAAUAAUGGGCAAAGGACUUAUACCAGCUGAUCUUGGCACUUGGAAGCAGAGGAGAAGAGUUAUUGCUCCUGGGUUCCAUUCCUUGUACUUGGAAGCAAUGGUCAAAACAUUUAGAAAUUGUUCGGAGAGAACAAUAUUAAAAUUUGAGAAGCUUCUAGAAAGAGAGAAAUUGCAUGAUGAGAAGACAAUUGAGUUGGAUCUUGAAGCAGAGUUUUCGAGUUUGGCUCUUGAUAUUAUUGGACUUGGUGUCUUCAACUAUGACUUCGGUUCUGUUACCAAAGAAUCUCCUGUAAUCAAGGCAGUUUAUGGCACACUUUGUGAAGCUGAACAUAGGUCCACCUUUUAUAUCCCAUAUUGGAAAUUUCCCCUGGCAAGGUGGAUAGUCCCCAGGCAACGGAAGUUCCAUGGCGAUUUGAAGGUUAUAAAUGAUUGUCUUGAUGGACUUAUCAGAAAUGCAAAAGACACCAGACAGGAAACGGAUGUUGAGAAACUGCAACAAAGGGACUACUUAAAUCUGAAGGAUGCAAGCCUACUGCGUUUCUUAGUUGACAUGCGUGGAGCUGAUGUUGAUGAUCGUCAGCUUAGGGAUGACUUGAUGACAAUGCUUAUUGCUGGCCAUGAAACAACAGCUGCUGUCCUUACUUGGGCUGUUUUCUUCCUUGCACAAAACCCAUCCAAGAUGAAGAAAGCACAAGCAGAGAUUGAUUCGGUACUUGGACAGGACGGACCAAAUCUUGAAUCAAUUAAAAAACUGGAGUACGUAAGACUUAUUGUAGUAGAGUCUCUUCGUUUAUUUCCCCAACCCCCCUUGCUUAUUAGACGUUCUCUCAAGUCAGAUACACUACCAGGAGGGUACAACGGUGAAAAAGAUGGUUAUGUGAUUCCUGCGGGGACUGAUAUCUUCCUUUCUGUAUACAAUCUCCAUAGAUCUCCAUAUUUUUGGGAUAGUCCUAUUGAAUUUGAACCAGAGAGGUUUUUAGUUCCAAAGAAGAGUGAGGUUGAAGGAUGGGCUGGUUUCGACCCUUCUCGAAUUCCCGGUGCAUUGUACCCGAGCGAGAUUACAGCAGAUUUUGCCUUCUUGCCUUUUGGCGGAGGGCCAAGAAAAUGCAUAGGAGACCAAUUUGCUCUCAUGGAGUCAACUGUAGCAUUGGCUAUGCUGUUGCAGAAGUUCACUGUAGAGCUAAAAGGGUCUCCAGAAUCCGUGGAACAAGUUACAGGGGCAACAAUCCAUACAAAGAAUGGAUUGUGGUGCAAAUUAAGGAAGAGGUCCGAUGUACACUGACUUACCAAAUACGAUAUACAGAUGGGACACUGAUAGGGGUACUGAUGAUAUUUGUCCAGUGUAUUCUUCUUGUUAUCACUUACCAGCUACAGGCUUUGAAUUUAACAGAAUUAUUUUCUUUUUAGAGAAUAAUUGUUAGCAAUGAAAACGGAAGAGUUGCAUUGUCCAACAAAUCCGCAAUAGUAAUAAACGUAAACUGUGUCAGACUUUUGCAGGGAUAGUUUUAUAAUUUGACUGAACUUGAACA
Molecule: messenger RNA, 2224 nt
Organism: Prunus dulcis (almond)
Lineage: Eukaryota; Viridiplantae; Streptophyta; Magnoliopsida; Rosales; Rosaceae
Product: cytochrome P450 97B2, chloroplastic
Exons: 14
Coding region: 112-1977 (621 amino acids)
Cellular component (GO): chloroplast
Molecular function (GO): oxidoreductase activity, acting on paired donors, with incorporation or reduction of molecular oxygen; iron ion binding; heme binding
Source: RefSeq, a predicted model, not a curated record